AAAUCUUGCAGUUAUUUAUUAAAGGGGUCAAAAAUCUGUGUUGAAACCGCAAUAAAAACGAAAUAUUUUAUGAUUGAUCAAGAUUCACAGCAUUGCUAAGUAUCCACAGAAAUUUCUUAUUAACUUAGGUAAAAUUCCAGUUAUCAACACCAAUAAUAAUAUCCAUUUUGAUAUAUUUUCAAUAUAUUAACAUAAAGUCAUACAUCGAAUUAUGGACGAUUUAGUUACUGUAAAUUUCAAUGAAAUACAAUCGGAUGAAGAGCUUGGAAGAGGUAGCUAUGGUGUUGUCCAAAAAGCAUCGUGGAAAACUGAGUUAGAAGUGAGACAAAUUGCUGUGAAAAUAAUUGAAGAUAAACGAACCGAGAAUAUUAAUUUCGAAAAAGAUAUUCACCGAGAAAUCCAGAAUCUACAAAAAUGUAUCCAUCCCAAUAUCAUAACGUUGUAUGGAGUCUCUAAAAACACCAAGAAUAACAUUUGUUUACUGUUUGAAUAUGCGGAUUGCGGAUCUCUCUACGAUUUACUGCAUCGCAAGAACUUUGAAGUUUCAUUCAACGGGAAUCUUGAUUGGAUGCUACAAUGUGCCAAGGGAAUAGACUACUUGCAUAACAAAAACAUAGUUCACCGGGAUCUUAAAACACACAACCUCUUACUUUUCAAUGGGUAUCGCACAUUGAAAAUAUGCGAUUUUGGUACAGUCAAAGAACUUGUAUCAAUGAAUACAGAAGCAGUUGGGACUCCUUGUUACAUGGCACCAGAAGUUUGCGUUUUCACCACUCUAGGAAGUCGUCCGAAUAUAGAGGAUGCGAUGAUUUUUGAGGAUUCUGAUUGCGUUAGGCCAAUAAUCGAAAAGUGUUGGGAUCGUGUUCCAGAAAAUCGGCCGACAAUGCAAGAGAUUUGUGAACUUCUCCCUAUGUAUCCUUUAGCUCACAGUUACAUAAACGUUGAGGAGAUUGAACUUGGCAAAUUUGUUGAAGAAUUUAAAGACAUGGAGAAAUUGGUUCUGCAAAAUAAAAUUAUGAAUGGGGAACGUCCGGAUAUAGAUUAUUUGAAGGAGUAUAAAGAUGCAGAUAGUUUAUUGCCAAUAAUUCAAAAAUGUUGGGACCAAGAUCCAAGUAAUCGGCCGCCGAUGAAUGAAUUGUGUAAUCUUCUUCCCAAAUAUCCUCGUGCUUCCACUAAAGUAAACUACAAUGCCUUAAAACUGGGCACAUAUAUUGGAACUGGUAGCUAUGGCAUUGUCUUCAAAGCAACUUGGCAAGCAGAAUAUGAAAUCCGAGACAUUACUGUAAAAAUAAUUCAAGCACAAAAAGAAAAGGCCAUCCUAAAAGAAAUUCAUGAUUUAAAAGAAUUACAUCAUGCGAAUAUUGCCGAACUUUAUGGUUUUUCUAUUGAUCGCGAAGAUAGAAUUUUGAUGCUCCUUGAAUAUGCAGACUGCGGAUCGCUCUGCAAUUUAUUGCAUCGUACAGACAACGAAGUUACAUUCUAUAUGGGCCUUGAUUGGAUAUUGCAAUGCGCCGAGGGUAUGGAAUAUUUGCAUGGCAAAAACAUUCUGCACCAGGAUCUUAAGACAGAGAACUUGCUACUGUUUGAUAAUUUUCGGAUAUUGAAAAUAUGCGACUAUGGUAGAGUAAAGGAAUUCGCUACCAUGAAUGAGGAGUUCAGUGGGAUAGAUAAUAGGGCUCCAGAGGUUCGCACCAAUAGAAAAUAUACAGCAAAAAGCGAUGUGUUUAGCUUCGGUCUGCUUUCAUGGGAAGUAAUGUCUAGAAAAAAAUCUUUGGCGACCAUAAUAAAUGGUGAUCGUCCAAAUCUGAUUGAAAUGAUGAAACAUGAGGAUAUUGAUGUCGUAAAAUCAAUAAUAAAGAAGUGCUGGGAUCAAGAUCCAGAUAAACGACCGACGAUGAAUGAAAUACACAGUAGUGUAUGUGAACUCCUUAAAAUUUUAGGCGUUAAUUAA
Molecule: messenger RNA, 1951 nt
Organism: Drosophila sulfurigaster albostrigata
Lineage: Eukaryota; Metazoa; Arthropoda; Insecta; Diptera; Drosophilidae
Exons: 9
Coding region: 212-1951 (579 amino acids)
Biological process (GO): positive regulation of canonical NF-kappaB signal transduction; JNK cascade; protein phosphorylation
Molecular function (GO): magnesium ion binding; ATP binding; MAP kinase kinase kinase activity
Source: RefSeq, a predicted model, not a curated record